GAUCGCCGAGUACCACGAGGAUCCGGAUCUGAGCUGCGAGGGCUCCCAGGCGACAGUGAUGGACUGGCCACGUUUGCGGCAGGCCUUUCGACCCGAAGCUGACUGGUACCACGAGGCCAAGUAUUUGGUUUACAGCCGCAGCUUCCAGGCAAAUUGGCUGGCCAGCAUGGAGGAAUGCGCCUACGGCUUUGCCAUGGUCUCCCUGUACAAGCUUGUCAUCUGUGCAGAGACGCAGGCGGAGUGCGUCAACCAGUAUGCGGUGCUCAUCGACAACCUGUUCCGAGAGCGGGACUGGCGCGAGGUUGCUGGGAACGCCUGGCACCUGUUCGGCUUCUUGGAUCGCGUGCGACCAGCCUUGAAGCGCCACGAGUUCCGCCUGGAUUUCACCCCGGCAGAGCUGCAAGGCCAGCUUCCGUCUCUUGAACUCCUCUUGGACGGCGAGUCGCCCCCGGAGGAGUUCCAGGGCGUGAAGUUGUCACCUUCAUUUGCUGGCGCGGUCUCGUCCGUCCUGGCAGAUCUACCGAAGACGUAUAUGGCCACUUCGAAGGAUGCGGUGGGGUUGGAGGCUCGGCGCUUCCUGUACGUGACGAUGGUUUUCGGGCAGCAGUACGUUCCCUAUAUCCCACGCUUCGUGUCACGAGCUGAAGCACUUGGCCUUUCGAACCUCGUCCUGUUCUGCCUGGACGAAGAGGCUCUGCAGCUGUGCCGCUCGCUGCCGCGAGCAGAGAGGUGCAUUCCUGGUACGCCCUCGAUCCUCAACAAGUUUACACUGCCAGGCUCUUUUUGCUGUGGAGGUUGCGUAGCCGGCACAGGGAUGGGCAUGUUGAGGCAGCUCUGCCUGGCUCUAGUCUGCUCGGGGCUCCUGGCCCAGAGCAAGGAAGCCUGUGUGGAAGGCAGCGCCCACGGUGCCAGCCUGGCACAGCUUUGGAUUCGUCGUGCUGGGGCUUUCUGCGAGGCGGACCUUUCCGAACUGAGGACGGUGACUCUCCUCGUCCACUGCCGCCAGACGCGAGAGGUCUGCGAGCUGCGGCGGCCCCUGAUCCUCUCCUACAGGCCCUUCUUCCGGGAAGUCCGCUGGCUGCUUUCCUGGCCCAACUCGACUGGCCAGCUGCGAGCGGAGGAGCAUCUUUGCGAGAAGCCAGGGGACCCGUACCUCUGCGUGACGCAGGUCGGAAAACAGCUGGAGAGGGAUGGAACCGCUUCCACAGGCAUCCUCUACAUGCACUUCGAUGCCGUCUUGGCACCCUGCUCCUUUGCCCAGCGCUUCGAUGCCCGUAAGAUUGGCACUUUCGGCUCCAAGGCUCAGCUGCGCUGGGACACCUUCGAAGGCCUGGACCGCUGCAACGGAAUCAACGCCGUAGGCUUCGAGUCCCUCCCAAAUCUGCACUGUCCCUGGCACCUGUGGGAGUCCAACCGCCUGCGCUUGCGGGAUGCCCUGGCCGAGCUCCGACACGCGGGGGUGUUGUCCUUUCCGGCGGAGCUGUCGCAGGGCUGUUGGACUGGCUACGACGACCUGUUUUACUUGCCGUGGCCAGCUCUUCACACCUACGGAGUUCUGGCCGAGAUCUUUGCACGGCACAAUGUCCAUCACGAGAUAGCAGGGCCAACAGCCCUGGCCGUCGCGAGCCUGAAUGGCCUCGAGAUGCAGGACUUCGGUUGCAAAGUCGGGGUUCUGAAUCCUCUCACCUUGCGGGUGGUGACUGCGCCCGACUUCGUUUGUGGUCAUGAGGUACAUUACCAGGAAGAGGGCAUGGUGGAGGCUGUGGAAGCAGUCAUCAAAGGAAACGCCACUCUCCUGCUCCAAGCCGCGAAUGAACAGCGAAAUUUCCUGCACAUCCUCGACUGGGGUGUUUGGGGGGAACUGCCUGCUAUGUGCAUCUUACUCGGGGCAGGGUUAGCUUUGUGUCUGUGUCCGGACACUCGUGAUCGGGUCCUUUCCUCAUACAUUGUGUGCGCGAUUUAUGUGCUGAUUUCAGUAGUCAUCGACCUGUCUAUGGCCGUUCAGUCCAUCCAGGCGCCCCAUGAGGAUUACAAAUUCGAGCCCAUGUGUGCGGUCCUGCUUACAGAGCUUCUGAAGCUCGUGGUUUCCCUUUGCCUAAUCCUUUAUGCCCAAUGCAGCCAUCGCAGCACUCAGAUGAUGCCAAGCGCAGAAGACGUGGCGUGGCUUGUGCUACCGGCAGCAAUUUUCACCUUGAACAACAUCUUGGUGUGGUGGUCCAUCGGCAGGAAUGAUAUCUCUACUUUCGGAGUCUUCCGGGACACCAUGAUCCUUUGGACAGCCUUUCUUUGGCGGAUGGUCUUCGGGGUUCCCUUGGGGCCGACUCGCCUGCUGGCCAUUGCUGUGUUGGUCUUCGGCCUGGCUCUGAACCAGCUCGAGAACUUGCUACAGAGCCGCUUCUCCUGGCCCCUGUUGCUGGUGCUGUUGAUGACUGCUUGCAAUGCCAUGGGAUCUGUGGUGAACGAGUUUGCAUUGAAGCGCCGGGACGGCAUGGACAUCAAUGUCCAGAAUGCUAUUCUGUACGCAGCAGCUGUAGCGUUCACCGCUCUUCUGAUCCUGGUUUCCGGGAGAGUCAGAGGCCUGGAUCUUUACAAGCAUGGCAUCUUCCAAGGGUUCACAAGACACACCAUGUUCACGGUGAUCAUGCAGGCCUUCGCAGGACUGGCUGUCUCCAGGAUACUCAAAUACUCGGAUGCCGUGCAGAAGAAUAUUGCCGCAUGCCUAAGAGGCCCUAUUCUGGUUGUCAUCUCGCCUGCUUUUGUCCGCUCCUCUGCGAACAUGCUCACCUUCGUCUCUGCCGCGAUAGUCGCCUCAGGCUGCGUUAUCUACUUGCACCAGGGACCUCUAAGUGCCAGCAAUAGCAGCAAGGACAAGAGCCGCAGUGCGUCUCACUGA
This is a messenger RNA of Symbiodinium necroappetens, 2893 nucleotides long. The record is from the annotation of a GenBank genome assembly. Lineage: Eukaryota; Dinophyceae; Suessiales; Symbiodiniaceae.